This is a messenger RNA of Sparassis crispa, 576 nucleotides long. RefSeq lists its product as hypothetical. The coding region runs from base 1 to 576 and encodes 191 amino acids. The transcript has a single exon. Lineage: Eukaryota; Fungi; Basidiomycota; Agaricomycetes; Polyporales; Sparassidaceae. The record is from RefSeq and is a predicted model, not a curated record.
AUGCCACCCCCAGGCACCAUUUCUUCUCUCCAAAACGGCGGCCUUAUUUCGCCUCCUCGUCCUCAGUCUACUUCUUCUAUUCUUCCUUCUGCACGUUCAGGCGCUACUUCUCCGACUUCUCCUACACGCGCUUCCUACGCGCCUUCCAUUCAGUCCCCCCUUGCGCGCGGGAACACUAGCUCCCUUCACGCCCGGUCCCAGUCCACUGCGCCUCACUUACGAUCCAUGACGCCUUCCGUACGCACCGCGACACCUGCUAUCACACACUCUUCAUCGAUAGGAGCAGAGGCUCCUCACUCUAUGCCCAGCAAGGCGCGCCGGCUCUCGAGCCCUCCGCCGCCUCUAAAAAUGACUCGUACCAGCAGCUCCAGCUCGGACGAGAAAGAAAAGGAGAAGCAGAGGGACGCGCGGAGGGUCCAGCUGAUCCAGCGCUGGAUUCCCUCUAUUGACGCUGCGCACCUGCCGACAGGAAGAUCGGAUAGGUUUCAUUCCACUUUGUCAUCAGGCCACACGUCGUCCGCCGUCCCCACACCUCCACCACGAUACAAGACUCCGUUUUCCGCGCACUCGCCUUAG